This is a messenger RNA of Exophiala oligosperma, 2779 nucleotides long. RefSeq lists its product as uncharacterized. Lineage: Eukaryota; Fungi; Ascomycota; Eurotiomycetes; Chaetothyriales; Herpotrichiellaceae. The coding region runs from base 55 to 822 and encodes 255 amino acids. Gene Ontology annotation, cellular component: ESCRT II complex. Gene Ontology annotation, biological process: protein transport to vacuole involved in ubiquitin-dependent protein catabolic process via the multivesicular body sorting pathway. The transcript has a single exon. The record is from RefSeq and is a predicted model, not a curated record.
GUCUUCACCAUCAACACUUCUCAACGAGCGUACUUUAUACACUGAUAUCUGGCAAUGUCUACCAGAAGAGGUGUAGGUCUUGGCGCCUUCACCAACAGAAAUGUUACAGCACAGUCGUAUGCAGCUCAUGGGUCCAGUCUCAAGUCGGCAAACGCUGCUUCGCUCCAGACUCAGCUGGAAGUUUUCCAAUCUCUUUUGCACAACUUUGCCCUCGAACAUGCUACGACCAUCAAAUCGAAUCCGACAUUCCGGGCUGAGUUUGCACGAAUGUGUAACGCCAUCGGCGUGGACCCGCUGGCGGGUAGUAACAUCAAGGGCAAGAAAGCCGAUUCCCUGUGGGCAAAGGUGCUUGGUCACGAUGUGAACGACUUCUACUUCUCGGUCGCUGUGCGUGUUGUAGAGCUCUGCCGAUAUACACGAGCCGAGAACGGAGGACUACUGGGCUUGAAAGAAUGCUGCGAAAGUGUGGCAAAAGGCAGGGCCAUCGGUGGAGGGCUGCAAGUGUCCGAAGACGACAUCGAGCAGGCCGUGAAGUCGUUAGAACCUCUGGGCUCUGGGUUUCAGAUUCUCACAAUUGCGGGCAAACGCUUCAUCCGCUCUGUGCCGAAGGAAUUCAACAAUGACCAAUCCACCGUCCUCGAAGUUUUACAGCUCCUCGGUAGCGUGACCGUUUCACUUCUGACGCUGAAUUUGGGCUGGGAACGAGCACGUGCGGAAACAGUCAUACAAGAUCUGCUGGCCGAUUCCUUAGUCUGGGUUGAUUCCCAGUGUCGCGAACCAGAGUACUGGUCACCCCAAGGCUUGAUUGAUGAGAACGAAUGACUUGCAAGUGCGCAGGUGUCGUGGACUUCUAUUACGAGUAUCACACUAUGCUUCUGUCUAUCAACAGGCAUUAAUUAGACUCCCGAAUGACAGAGCACUACUUUUUGUACUCGUCCUUCAACACCCACCGACCUCGGCCACGGCUUCCUUUUUCAAGUCUCGCGAUCAACUUGAGAGUCUCCUUGAACUCGGCAGUAGCCUGGGGCGUGGUGCAGAACCGAUUGAAGUGAUCAAUCAACAUCUGGGUAUAAACACUUCCACCGUGACUUGAAAGAUAGUCUCGAAUCAACUUCCCAAAGUCUUUUCCUUGUGGCAAAGCAGGCGUGCCAGAUCGAGAAACUGAAGCUGCCGAACCAGACGAUCGUGCUGGGCUUGAAGUUCUGGGCGUUGCGUCGCGGCUUGAUCCCAAUCCUGCCUGUCGUUGUUGCAAGCCAGCGAGGAGACUUGAAGACUGCAUGCCUGCACCUCUGGCGCGAGGCCCCGAACUGAAGGCUCGCUGCGCAGUUGUUUCUUGUGGCCGACCCGAGACUCCAAACUGUCCAGUCCAGGUUGGAGUUCCCACUGGCACGGUUCGAGCCACCUCACCAGCACGCCUAAGCUCCUUCGCAGCUUCCGCAGCCACUCUUCGGGCCUCCUGUUCUACCAAUACUGGAUCUGCCAUGAUCUUUCCCGGCUUUGUACCAUCAAUGAUGGCGUCGUGCUCAACUGCGGAAUGAAUCCCAGAUCUCGCGAAGAUACCUUCCAUCAUUCUCGCCUCGGAAUUGUUCGCUCCCGCCUGGUUGGCUUUUUCUUCCUCUUCGACUUCACCAGCAUAUUGUUCCAUCGAAGAUAUACCAGGCAGCGCCUCUAUUCCUCUAUCACCAGCAGCCUUUGUUUGAGCAUUUGCAUUCGAAGACGUGUCCGUCGGCUUCCCUUCCGAUUUUGCACCGACUUGUACUUGAGCAUCUUUGAAGAGCGCACUGGUUUCAGUGGGUGCUCCAUCAUUUCCAAGAGAGAAGAGGUCGUGGAGGUCGUUCAAAUGGAAGGUCUGUCGCUGUUUAGGAUCCUUCAGAAUCUUGUUUGUCAAGAAUUGCUUGAAGAUUUGUCGAUGGUAAAUUUUUUCUUCGAUUGUACCAGCGGUCAUCAGACGGUAAAUGGUCACCUCACGCUUCUGGCCAAGCCGCCAUGCUCUCUCACGAGCCUGCAGAUCAGUGGAAGGGUUCCAAUCCGGAUCGUAUAUGAUGACUCGAUCUGCUCCAGUAAGGUUGAUGCCAAGUCCACCAACUUUGGUAGUCAGAAGGAAAACGUGGAGAUCAGGGUCAGUGUUGAACUCAUCGACCAUGCUUUGUCGCUGUUGUAUCGGAGUGUUUCCGUCCAUGCGGCGAUACUUGAAGCUUGGUAGGGAUUUGACGAACUUCUCGAGGAUAUCAAGCAUGAUCCUAUGUUGAGCGAACAGAAGUGUCUUGUGACCAGUGUCUCUCCAAAGCUCUAAGAGUGAGCCGACAACUUGCAUCUUGCCAGACUUUGCAGGGUCACCAUAAUUAUAGCCAGCUUUGAUGGAAAGGCGUUUAUGAUCAACGAGAUCGGGAUGGUUGCAGAUUUUUCGGAGGAUAUCAAUUCCAUAGAGGGCUUGACGUUUGCCAUUCAUAAUAGCAUCCAUCUCCCCGGAACCGAUGAAGCGCUUGUACGAACUUCGCUGCAGAGCAGUCAACUUGCAAAAGAGUACUUGUUCACUCUUCUUAGGCAGGUCUGAGGCCACAUCAACCUUGAAACGCUGGAGCAAGUAAGGACUAAUGGCAUCUUUCAAAGUCUCGGCACAUUUGAACGCGGUUUGAACCUGAAGGUUGGAAGCGUUGGCAUAACCACCCUGUCGGAUGGGUAUUUCGAAUUGGUUCCUGAAGUUGACCAGGGUGCCGAGGCGCAUAGGGAAGACAAAGUCAAAUAAUGACCACAAUUCGACCAGGUUGUUUUGCAUGGG